AUGAUGAGCAGUUCUAAUGCAGCAACUCCCAAGAUUCCGAUCUUUGAUCUGUCAAGAAAAAACACAAAUCCCAGUUCAGAUUCAUGGAUAGAAGAUUGCAAGAAUGUGAAGAAAGCCCUUGAAGAGUAUGGAUAUUUUAUAGCACAAUACGAUGAUGUUUCAGGAGAACUAGACAGGCAAGUGUUUGAUGUAAUGGAAGAGCUGUUCGAUCUGCCGCUCGAGAUCAAAACUAGGAACACUUCUGACUUGGUGUUCUAUGGCUAUGUCGGACAACUUCCCCAUGCCCCCCUCCAUGAAAGCAUGGGAAUUCCAGAGGUAACCACUUCUGAAGCUGUUCAAAGCUUCACAAAUCUCAUGUGGCAGUCGGGAAAUAAUAGAUUCAGGUUACUUACUCUAUCCUUGUGCAGUGAAAGCAUACUAUGUUAUGCUAAACUAGUAUCAGAACUCGAACAAACUGUGGACAAAAUGGUGUUUACAAGCUAUGGAGCACAAAGACACUACCAAUCCCAUAUUUCAUCAACAACGUACCUUCUCAGAACCAUAAAAUACUCACCUCCAGAUAGCGACAACGGCAACAGCAAUAAUGUGGGAACAAAUGUUCACACUGAUAAAGGCUUCUUAGCCAUACUUCACCAAAACCAGGUCAAUGGUUUGGAAAUACAGCUGAGGAAUGGAGAAUGGCUUUCUGUGGAUGUCCCGCCUGCUUCAUUUGUUGUCAUGGCAGGGGAUGCUUAUCAAGCAUGGAGCAAUGGGAGGAUAUUUGCAGCAAAGCAUCAAGUGAUAAUGAAAGGGGAUAGGCCUAGGUAUUGUCUGGCAUUUUUCUCAUUCAACUAUGGUAUUACCUGUAUACCGGAGGAGCUGGUGGAUGCAGAGCAUCCUCAGCAAUUUAAGCCGUUCGACAAUUUUGGGUUGGCACAGUUCUAUCUCAGUGGCACUACAGAUAUGACUGAGAGCACUGCCAAAGCAUACUGUGGUGUGAGUGCCUGA
This is a messenger RNA of Andrographis paniculata, 987 nucleotides long. Its product is annotated as probable 2-oxoglutarate-dependent dioxygenase AOP1. The coding region runs from base 1 to 987 and encodes 328 amino acids. NCBI's taxonomy places the organism in Eukaryota, Viridiplantae, Streptophyta, Magnoliopsida, Lamiales, Acanthaceae. Gene Ontology annotation, molecular function: dioxygenase activity. The record is from RefSeq and is a predicted model, not a curated record. The transcript is spliced from 3 exons.